GUCAUCACUUGCAACAGGAACAUCUACACGUUACAAAUCACAGACACAACGGGGAGUCAUCAAUUCCCCGCCAUGCAAAGGUUAAACAUCAGCAAGGGCCAUGCCUUCAUCCUGGUAUACGCUAUCACCAGCAAGCAAAGCUUGGAGGAGUUAACUCCUAUUUAUUCCCUCAUAAGAGAAGUUAAGGGAUCAUUAGAAGGAAUUCCAAUGAUGCUUGUGGGUAACAAGAGCGACGAAGAAGAAGCAAGGGAAGUCAGCUACCAAGAUGGUAUGGCUCAAGCGCAUAAAUGGAAUUGCAAUUUCAUGGAAACAUCAGCAAAGAACAACACGAACGUCAAAGAAAUGUUUCAAGAGCUGCUGAAUAUGGAAAAGUCCCGAAACGUCAGUCUACAGAGCGAACGUAGGACUCUUGCGCAGUUUAGGAAAGAUAAUCUGAAAGGAAAGUGUCUAGUUAUGUAAAUUUGGAGAACAGUGUAGAAGAUACUACCAUAUUAGCUGUAAAGGAUCACAUUAGGAACAUUCUCGAGUUUAAAAUUAUGAAUAAAUUUUACAGGACUCUACGAGACAGAGAAGAUUCAUCUGAGAAAAUCAUUCUGGUAUAUUCAAUGAAGUGAUUAUUUAAACUCGAAAUUAGCCUGUUUGAUGCACUUAAUUUAAAUUUGUGUAUUCUAUUUGUGUAAAAUAGCUUACGCAUAAAUUUAAUUUUCCCAAUUUAUUUUUAUAGGAAACUUAACUCAAAAAUACUUAGCGAAUUGUCGGAAACGAUCUUGGAAUAAAAUAUUUGAGAUAAUUAAAAAAAACAAUGUUUACAUUAAAACAUUUAAGCAUGACUUAAGCAAAGGAAAUUUAUUGUAUGCUGUAUCUGUUUCAGACCAAAAUUUAAUGAAUCUGAAUUUCCCCUGAGAGAUAUUCCAAAAAAAUAUGACUUUAAUUCUGUAUAAAUCGCUUUAUGAUAUUUUAAUAUUAAAGAAAUGCAGUUAAUUUUUUUCUAAA
Messenger RNA from Stegodyphus dumicola, 993 nucleotides. Its product is annotated as GTP-binding protein Di-Ras2-like. Gene Ontology annotation, cellular component: membrane. Lineage: Eukaryota; Metazoa; Arthropoda; Arachnida; Araneae; Eresidae. Gene Ontology annotation, biological process: signal transduction. Gene Ontology annotation, molecular function: GTP binding; GTPase activity. The record is from RefSeq and is a predicted model, not a curated record.